Messenger RNA from Drosophila eugracilis, 2130 nucleotides. RefSeq names its product sestrin homolog. Gene Ontology annotation, molecular function: L-leucine binding; oxidoreductase activity, acting on peroxide as acceptor. NCBI's taxonomy places the organism in Eukaryota, Metazoa, Arthropoda, Insecta, Diptera, Drosophilidae. The transcript has 8 exons. Gene Ontology annotation, biological process: cellular response to leucine starvation; positive regulation of macroautophagy; cellular response to L-leucine. Gene Ontology annotation, cellular component: nucleus. The record is from RefSeq and is a predicted model, not a curated record. Bases 57 to 1562 code for a protein of 501 amino acids.
UCCACAUCCACAUCCACAUCCACAUCCAACUUGGACCCGUACUCUCCGCCAGACUCAUGUACUACGCUGUUGAUUACUACGCGGAUAUGGGACAAAUCUCUCAAGAUUGUUUCUCUGCAACGAAAUCGGGAUCAUCUGACCUUGAGAUGGACGAGUUCGAUGACUUGGAUCAGGUCACCCAGGUGAUUGGCUACCAUCCGCAGUUCCACGAUCACUUUCUGCGCACCCAGAACUUUAUAAUGAAGGGCGACGGACCGCUGCCGAACGACUACAGAUACUAUUUGGCCAUAAUUGCUGCUGCGCGACAUCAGUGCCCGUAUCUGGUGAAGCGGUACGAGAAGGAGUUCAUCAACCAGGGAGGAGAUAGCGCCUGGCUGGGCGGCCUGGACUUUAUACCCGCCAAACUACGUGCCAUAUACGAUAUCAAUAAAAUAUUAGCCCAUCGUCCCUGGCUGCUGCGCAAGGAGCACAUCGAGCGGCUCACUAAGGGGAAGAACAGCUGGUCACUGUCGGAGGUGGUGCACGCCAUGGUCCUGCUCUCGCAUUUCCACUCGCUAUCCUCCUUUGUGUUCUCCUGCGGCCUCACACAAAAGCUGGACGGGUUGUCUAGUCCCAAAUUGAAGAGUCCGCCGGCGGUAGUGGAGCCCCCCGAGCUCGGUGUGCUGGGCAACGCCGCCAUCAGCCCCACCUCCCCGAUGGACCCGCAGAAAGCGAAAACCGUGCUGGUCGAGAUCUCGCUCAACAAUGCAAAGCCGGAUUACAAUAGCCAAACCGCAGCGAGCAACAAUGGAGGAGCGGCACCAGAGUCGGGAAAUGCUACCGGAGAUGGACCUGAUGCAACGGCCCUCAACGGAUAUUUGGCCACGGCCCAGCAACUACCACAGCAGCAUGGUAUCAGCGUAGAGGCGCUGAUGGAGCGCAUGAAGGUGCUCUCCCAGAAACAGGACGAGUGCAGCGAGGCCGAGCUGAGCAGCCGGUUCCAGAAGGUGGAGCAGCAGACCGCCGAGCUGGCGGCCGUGACUCCGGAGGCGACUGUUGCCGUGCCAACCAACCUAUCGCACUACGUGGAAGAUGCUAAUUUCAUUUACCAGGACUUCGCCCGGCGCGGCACCGAAAGCAUCAACACGUUUCGCAUUCAGGACUACUCCUGGGAGGAUCAUGGCUACUCGCUGGUGGAUGGGCUGUACAACGAUGUGGGCACCUUUUUGGACGCCAAAUUUCGAGCCGCCUACAAUCUCACCUACUGCACCAUGGGCGGCAUCAAGAAUGUGGACACGUCCAAGUUUCGUCGGGCCAUUUGGAACUACAUCCAGUGCAUCUACGGCAUUCGUCACGAUGACUACGAUUAUGGUGAAGUUAAUCAGCUCCUCGUGCGCCCUUUGAAAAUGUUUAUUAAGACAGCCUGCUGCUUCCCCGAGCGUAUUACAACCAAGGAUUAUGAUAGUGUGCUGGUCGAGCUGCAGGACAGUGAAAAGGUUCAUGUGAAUCUAAUGAUAAUGGAAGCCCGUAAUCAGGCCGAGUUACUCUAUGCUCUGCGCGAGAUAAUGCGCUAUAUGACUUGAUCUCAUUAAGUGAAUAAACAUACGUAUAUAUUACACACCCAACAGAAAGAACUCACCCACGCCCACACACACACAUUACCCAUACAUGCAUAAAACAUUUUGUUAUUUUGAGAGCGCAUCAAAAAUUCAGCGAAAGGAACGGAACAGAAACGGAAACGGAAAGGGAGGAUCUGAAACGGCAGGUGGAACCAAGAGAUGAACACAAUUUUUGCAAGGAGAGAAUCAAAUGUCUGCUUUUGAACGUCAGUGCAUGUGCUAAGCUCACAUGAACAGCAAUUAAUAGCCAUUCAAUAUCAGUGUCCAUUAAAUGAAUGUGAAACGUUUACUACUCAAUUAACAAUAGUCUGUGUCUAUGGUUAGCCAACACGCAAAUUAAUCACUUAUACAGCCACAGUGCAAAAAUGCAAAAGCUAAAUCAAAGGAAAAUGUUUCUUAAAUUAAGCUGAACUCAAAAACAAAAAACUUUCUGUCUGUUUCCUUUUCGUGAAUGUGCAAGCAAUAAUCACUGUACAUAUGUAUUAUGUUUUGUUUAAUUAUUUUAGCGAAAUAAAUACAAUUUUUAUUUUAA